Messenger RNA from Acipenser ruthenus (sterlet), 4714 nucleotides. RefSeq names its product polycomb protein SUZ12-like. The record is from RefSeq and is a predicted model, not a curated record. Gene Ontology annotation, cellular component: ESC/E(Z) complex; nucleus. Bases 714 to 2876 code for a protein of 720 amino acids. Lineage: Eukaryota; Metazoa; Chordata; Actinopteri; Acipenseriformes; Acipenseridae. The transcript has 16 exons. Gene Ontology annotation, molecular function: chromatin DNA binding.
GGGCCACCACGGUUUCCCGCAAAAUCAUUUCAAAGAGCAAAAAAGGAGCGCGAGCGGCAAACUCCCUCGCCUCUACCUAACCUGUCUCCAGGCCGCGGUGUGACUGAGCAGCCGGCCAGCCACUCACGACGCUCCGUGUCCAGCCCGGUCCCCUAUCUCCCAAUCCCGCAAUGCGGAUAGGCCGCCGCUGAGAGCCGCGGGGCGGGAGCUGAGAGAGCAGGAGUGUAGGAUGCGCUCCGUGCGCGAGGGGGGUUAAGCGGAGUUUCGUGUGGCUUCUUAUUUUCUGGGGGAGCCGUGAUUAAAAAAUUUUGUGUUUUUCCCCCCCCGCUAGAUAUGAUUUUGUUUUUCAAAACCAGGUAAAUAGGUAUCGAAACCGUAAUCCGGCUAACAUGUACGUUUAAAACGCAGGGGGAUCCGUAAUUUGAAUUCCACCAUUUAAAUUAAAACCGCCUGUGUGUAAUCCCAUGGCUUCUCCUCAGUCGAUAACACAGAAUAGAGUCAGGACUUAGUUACAGUUGGCUCUGAAGAGAGACAAAAAAAGUAGGCUUUUUGUGUGUUUAAAGCGGGGAAUACAUUCACAUAGUUUCUGUUAAAAAAAAACAGAAGUCCGCACGUUUAUUAUUAUUACAAAAAAAAAAAAAAAAAAAGGUUUCGAUAUCUAUUUUUAAAAUUGUAUUUAUAAACAGGCGUUGUGUGUCUAUUCGUUUGGUUCGAUGGCGCCUCAGAAACACGGGGCUGGGGGCGGCGGUGUCGGCUCGGCAUCAGCUCCCGGUGUCGGUUCUGCUGGUACCGGAGGCCCCGGCGGUAAAGCGAACGGCGGCGUGUACUCGCAUUCAGCCGCGGCGGUGAUGCCCGCUGUCAAGAAGCCGAAGAUGGAGCAGCUUCAGGCCGACCACGAGCUUUUCCUGCAGGCCUUUGAGAAACCAACUCAGAUAUACAGAUUUCUUCGAACCAGGAACCUUAUAGCGCCUAUAUUUUUGCACAGAACCCUCACAUAUAUGUCUCACAGAAAUUCCAGAAGAAAUGUCAAAAGGAAGUCCUUCAAAGUGGAUGAUAUGCUAUUCAAAGUAGAGAAGAUGAGGGGAGAGCAGGAAUCUCACACCUUGGCUUCACAUCUUCAACUUACGUUUACUGGUUUCUACCAUGAAAAUGAAAAGCCAUCACAAAACUCUGAGAAUGAACAAAACUCUGUAGCCUUAGAGGUGCUACUUGUCAAAGUCUGCCACAAAAAACGGAAGGAUGUAAGUUGUCCUGUCAAGCAAGUGCCUACGGCUAAAAAGCAGGUGCCUUUGAACCCUGACAGCAGCCCAACUAAACCAGGAGCCUUACCCUCCCUUGCUGUCUCCAGCAACGAGUUUGAGCCUAGCAACAGCCAUAUGGUGAAAUCCUACUCGCUGCUGUUCAGGGUGACAUGGCCAGGAAAACGGGAUGUGAAUGGAUUAAUGAAUGGAGAGACGAAUGAGAAUAUUGAUGUGAUUGAAGAGUUUCCAACGCGAAAAAAGAGAAGCUCCUCUUAUCAUGAAGAUGGUGAGAAGACCUUUGUAGCACAAAUGACAGUCUUUGAUAAAAAUAGGCGCUUGCAGCUCCUUGAUGGGGAAUAUGAAGUAUCAAUGCAGGAGAUGGAAGAAUGUCCUGUGAGCAAAAAAAGAGCUACAUGGGAAACCAUUCUUGAUGGAAAGAGGCUGCCACCUUUUGAAACAUUCUCUCAGGGUCCUACGCUCCAGUUCACUCUGCGGUGGGCAGGAGAAACUAAUGAUAAAUCUACUGCGCCUGUUGCCAAACCUCUCGCAACUCGUAAUUCAGACACUGCCACUCUCGAAAGCAAGCCAAGCUCUCUCAAGCCGACACAGGCAAUAGCUGUUAAAGAUUCACUUACUACAGACCUUCAGGUAAGAAGGGAACAGAUUUUAUGUGAGCCUCGACAGAAGCUACGAAUAUUUUAUCAGUUCCUUUAUAACAACAACACAAGGCAACAGACGGAAGCAAGAGAUGACUUGCAUUGUCCUUGGUGCACACUGAACUGCCGCAAGCUAUACAGCCUACUCAAACACCUCAAACUCUGCCACAGCAGGUUUAUCUUUAACUAUGUGCCUCAUCCAAAGGGUGCUAGGAUAGAUGUUUCUAUCAACGAGUGUUAUGAUGGCUCAUAUGUAGGAAAUCCUCAGGAUAUUCACAGUCAGCCAGGAUUUGCCUUCAGCCGUAAUGGGCCAGUGAAGAGAACGCCAGUCACACACAUCCUUGUUUGCCGGCCGAAGCGCACAAAACCCAGCCUGUCCGAGUUCCUGGAAUCUGAAGAUGGGGAGAUGGAGCAGCAGCGCACGUACAUCAGCGGACACAACCGGCUGUAUUUCCACAGCGACGCCUGCCUGCCUCUCCGUCCGCAGGAAAUGGAGGUGGACAGUGAGGAUGAGAAGGACCCAGAGUGGCUGAGAGAGAAAACCAUCACUCAAAUUGAAGAGUUCACGGAUGUGAAUGAAGGAGAGAAGGAAGUCAUGAAACUCUGGAACCUUCACGUUAUGAAGUACGGAUUCAUUGCCGACAAUCAAAUGAACCAGGCCUGCAUGCAGUUUGUUGAAAAGUGUGGGCAACAGAUAAACGAAAAGAAUUUGUGUCGGAACUUUCUGCUUCACCUGGUCAGCAUGCACGACUUCAACCUUGUCAGCAUAGUCACCAUUGACAAAGCAAUGGCCAGACUUCGGGAAAUGCAACAAAGGCUUGAAAAGGAUGAGCUGGCAGAAAAAACGAGCCCGGCGCCCACCGAUGAACCAAACUGGGAAAACGGCAGCGGCAUCGAGACCCCCACAAGCGAGAGGAUUUCUGAAACUGACAUUUCUGCCUCAGGAGUUCCAAAACAGAACAAACGACAGAAACUCUGAAACCACAGGACUUUAUAGACUGAAACAUUGGAGCGCUGGGGGGUCGUUCUAAAUUAAAGAAGAAUAAAUAAGUCAAAUAUUGAAAAACAGAUUCCAAACAGGCACUAGGUAUCAAGUAUAUAAAAAUCAAUGUUGGGCUGUAAAGUUGUACUGCUGUUUGCUACAAAUCAACACAGACACUGAUUGUGUGUGUGUGUGUUUUUAUAUAUAUAUAAAUAUAAAUAGUCACUUGUAUUUUGAUAUGAAUACACUAAAACCGUUUAGGACCAUAGCUGGUUUUGCUUCUAUUUAUUGUAGGAAUGUUCAAACUGGUUACUAAACAUGUAUUACAUACAGGCGGUUUUCAUGUAAUAUAUCAUAUUGAACUACAGAAAGUAAUUUAUCAUAAUGAAAUGCACAAUUUGUAAAGUGUGCUUUGCUGUUAACUGUAACAGCCCUUUGAUUUGUUUCAUGUAUAUUAGCACUUGUCUUGUCCUGGGUGCCUGUUUGGAAAUACUUUCUUUUAUAUAUAAAUAUAUUUUGAUUUUAGAAAGGUGUUUUUUCUGACUUUUUUUUUUUUUUUUUUGCUGGCAAUUUUUUACAUUUUUUUUUGGUUACGUGAGUGAUGCAUUGCUUGGCCGGUGUGUUAUUAAAACUUGAACCUACAUACAGUUGGUCAGCAGUAGGUUUUUUUUUUUUUAACUUCAAAUUCAUAGAAUUGCUAGUACAGUACUUUACACAAACAUGUUUUCAUUUUUUUGUAUUGUAGUUGAACAGAGCUCCUACCCUGGCAGUGGCAGGGCAGUGGAGCUGCCACUUUCUAAGGAAAAAUGCACUGCAAGACUGGACCAGAAAUGUUGUUCACUCUAUAUGCAAGUAUUCUGUGGUCUGUCUGUUUAACACACAGGGUAUUUACUGCAGACACUAACAGAAAAUAUACUUCUAGCAGUAUUUAACUGCAUACAAGAACCAUGUUUAUUAUUCAUGCAAUUGUUUACAGAUUUUCCAAUGGAAAAGUGGUUUUUACUACUAGUGCAGUGUCGGUGAUACUGGUUUUAACCUGGCAUGCACUGUGGUCGAGUGACAUUCUCACCUCAUUUUUUUUUAGAAUUGUUUUUUUUGUGACUACCAUUAAAUAACAUUCUCGUAUUUGUAUUUAAAAGAUAAACAAAAGAAAUGCUGCUCUUACGGUAUUUUAAUUAUGUUUCUGCUUCAUUCCUUGGUUUUUAAAAGCUGCAGGUAACCCUUUUUUUCUGAGCCUAUAGAACACAUUGAUAAAACUCGCAAUGUGAUUUUUCAUUUCAUAUCAUGCUUAAGCCUGAAUUUGUUUUUACUGAUGUCUACAAAUUACUACUUCAGCUUGUAAAGGGAACCUUGUGGUAUCUGUAUUUCACUACAAUGGUUUGCAGCUGUUAAUGAAGUAUAUUUAAGAAGUGUGUUUAAGUUAAAUGUAUGACAGUUUAACGGGCAAAGGGGGUAAACUGCAGCUUUUCUUUUUUUUUGUGACCCUAUUGAUUUGCCAGCUAUAGAGGUGUAACUGAACUUCAAAUUAUAUUUUGAAGGAUUGCGACAAAAGCUUUUAACUGUUGCUUUAAUUUGCUAAAGCUGUGCACAUAUGUAAAAACGUAGAUUUGGUUUGAGGAAACUUAGUUCUAUGGUUAUUGCUUGUGUCAUUUCUUAAGCAAGCUAAUUAUGCUUUUAUUGCUUCAAAAAGGAUGACUGGUAUUGUUUUGCACAAGUUUGUUGAGGAGGGCAGCCAAAUUAUUUCACAAUUAAAAAAAAAAAAAAAAAUCCUGAAACGACAUUGUUAAACCACCAUGUUAAAGUUAUGAAUUUUGUAAUAAAGGAGUUAUAGAAAA